This is a messenger RNA of Halteromyces radiatus, 470 nucleotides long. RefSeq lists its product as uncharacterized. Gene Ontology annotation, molecular function: cysteine-type endopeptidase inhibitor activity. Gene Ontology annotation, cellular component: cytosol. NCBI's taxonomy places the organism in Eukaryota, Fungi, Mucoromycota, Mucoromycetes, Mucorales, Cunninghamellaceae. The transcript is spliced from 3 exons. The record is from RefSeq and is a predicted model, not a curated record. The coding region runs from base 53 to 424 and encodes 123 amino acids.
CUCGUUUUUUUUUUCUUUUUCUUUUAUUUUUUUUUUUAAUACAAACAAUAUCAUGUCUAGUGAACAAAAUAAUAAUAUGGGACCUGUUCUCCCUGCUGAUGAUGAUGCUAAGGCUGUUUUUCAUCAAGUCAAAGAACAAGUUGUAGCUCAACUUCACAAGCUUCGUCAUGAAGAUCAAGUUCAUCAUCUUCAUGAAAUUGAUAAUUUGGAAAAAAUCACUAUCUACAAGCUCUAUCAAUAUGCAGUAGAAGAAGUCUCAUACGGAUGGAAUUAUUUUGGAAAGAUUGAAGUGGAUGAUGAUAAAUUUAUUCAUGCUAGAGCUCAUAAGUAUCAUGAUGGACGAGUAGAUUUUUAUUCUUUACAUACUGAACCUGAAAAUGCUAUCUGGACUCGUGAUGAACCUCUCAAAUAUUUUAUUGAUUAAUUUAUUAUAUAUAUACACCAAUAAAGAAAAUCUUUUUUUUUUUUUU